AUGUCAUUUCAGUUGGGACUUCAAUUCCCAUACCUUGAAAGACUGCUCCAUAUAAAAAGUGUUUCUCAAGAAGACAAAAGACAGCAGGACAGUGAGAAGAUUUUUGACUCUUGCACUGUCCUGCAGAGGGCGAUAUCAGGAACACUGCAGCUGCUGAGUGGAAAUGGCCAACCUCUGGUUAACUACCGCUGUAACCAAGACACCCAUUUGGCUGCUGUCAUUGGCCACUCCAUCUCCACCUACACCAUGCUGUUGGCUCAUAUUCUGGGGCUCUAUCGGUACCCACAAAUCAGCCAUUUCUCUACAAGUUCUCUUCUCAGCAAUCGGAUUCAGUUCCGUUCAUUUUUUAGGACUGUACCCAGUGAUGCCUUCCAGUCCCGAGGCUUAGCCCAGCUUGUGUUGCAUUUUGGGUGGACCUGGAUUGGUCUGGUAGCAACUGACAAUGAUUAUGGACAACAAGGUAUCCAAAUGAUCAAAAGGGAUAUCUCAAAAGCUGGCGGUUGUAUGGCCUUCACAGAGAGCAUUGCUAUCAACCAGCCAGAUAGAAACGCUCCACACAUUGUUCAGGUGAUCAAAGAAUCGACGGCCACUGCAGUGGUCAUCUUUUCUACGGACGUAGAUCUGGUUUAUGUUCUCGACGAGAUGCUAAAGCAAAAUGUAACAGGAAAAAUCUGGAUCGCUAGUGAGGCUUGGGCCACCUCUGCCUCCUUGUCUGUUCAGAAAUACUCCAAGCUGCUUCAUGGAACCAUUGGCUUUGCUCUGCACAGUGGGAAAAUGCCAGGAUUUGGGGAUUUCCUCAACAAGAUCUAUCCAUCCAUGUCUGUAGGAAAAGAAUGGAUAAAGUUAUUCUGGGAGGAAGCAUUCACCUGUAAGUUCUUGGACAAGGAAAAUCAAACAACAUCUUUGCCAUCAUCAGUAAAAGAAUGCACAGGGGAGGAACGCCUAAGUAACAUCCUAAAUAGCUAUAAUGAUAUAUCUGGUUUGAGAGUGACAUACAAUAUCUACAUUGCAGUUCAUGUUGUAGCCAGAGCUCUUCAGGACUUAACCAGCUGCAGGCAAGGAAAUGGACCAUUUUUCAAUGGAACAUGUGCAGAUAUACAAAACUUUCAACCAUGGCAGGUAAUGUCAUUCUGA
This is a messenger RNA of Rana temporaria (common frog), 1134 nucleotides long. Its product is annotated as extracellular calcium-sensing receptor-like. Bases 1 to 1134 code for a protein of 377 amino acids. Gene Ontology annotation, molecular function: G protein-coupled receptor activity. Gene Ontology annotation, cellular component: membrane. Lineage: Eukaryota; Metazoa; Chordata; Amphibia; Anura; Ranidae. The transcript is spliced from 3 exons. Gene Ontology annotation, biological process: G protein-coupled receptor signaling pathway. The record is from RefSeq and is a predicted model, not a curated record.